UUUAAACAGGUAGGUUUAAUGUUGAAGAUAUAAUUAAACAUAGAACUUAUACAAAUGCACUAUUUUCUUUUCUUUCUCAAACAUGGGCUUGCUCUGGUUUGUCAAAUUCUCUGAUUCCCUCCUUGUUUCUAGAGUGUUAGUGUCUAACAAAGUGCUAGGCCUUAUUGUCUUUAACUCUGAUUCUUAAUGUGCAUUUCUUUAUGUAGACAGAAAUGCCUUCAGCAUGUAAAUUCGUAGCCCUGCCCACAGGUAUUGCCACCUAUUUAAGCUUACCCAGCACAAACCCUCUCAAGAUAAGUGAAAAGGCAUUUAAGCUAAUCUCGCAGUUUGGGAAAGCUAGGUAGAACUAAAGGCAAGGGCACGCUUAGGCUAUUGAUCACUUUCCUCUGCAGGUGUUUUUUUUUUUAUAGACUUGCAUCAGCCUGCGUGGAGCAACACAGAGUGGAUUAAGGCGUGAAAUGCAUACAUUCAGGUUUUCAUGACGCUAUGCACUCUAUGUAACUCCAAACAAGUGGAUGCCAGGCCUGUCAAUGGAGCUGUGUAAAUGUGUGCAUGAAAGUGGAUUCGCUUUCCUCUAUGUUGGAGGACAGCGUUGAACCACUUAGUGUGCCCUUGCCCUAAAGGUAACAUUUUACAGUCAAAUUCGAAUAGGAAAUGCUGCUUGCGUUCUGGUAUCGGUAUCCCUUUUAAAAAUCACUUUUUAGUUAGAAGACAAACCUCUGUUUUGGUUUCUUUAGCAUAGCCAUAGUUUUUAAUCUAGCUGACACUUAAUACAAUUAACUCCUAAAGAGUACAUAGAAAGCAAAGCUUGUAUAAUGGUUCUAAUAAAGUUUAAAGUAGUGUUCUUGGAUAUUUAAAAUUAUUGCUUAAGAAGGGGAGGAAAGAUGACACGAAAGGGAAAAAAUUGGUGAUCUGUAACUGAACAGCCAAUGGUGCCUUAGCCAGAGGCUGACAGGAGACUGGCGCAGCUAGCGUUCCUCCUUUGCAAAUUCCACGCAGCCUCUUCCUUCCCCCCCCUCCUCUUUGUUCUUCUCGUGAGAUUCGAGGAGGUGCCGCUGGGGGGGCGCGUGCGUGGGGGAGCGCGUUGGGUUUGGCAGUCGGUUGCAGGGGUUCCUCACGGCCGUACGAUCUGGGGCAUGCGAAUGGAGCGCGGGUGGCUGAAGGGAGUCCCCUGCUCCAAGGCGGGUAUGGUUACCGCAAAGGUGGCAGUGACAAGUAUGGCCCUCCAGUCCGUACAAUGUACCGACUGAGAGUGGAGAACCUAUCUUCAAGAUGCAGUUGGCAAGAUCUAAAGGAUUUUAUGCGGCAGGCUGGAGAGGUUACCUAUGCAGAUGCCCACCAGCGUCGACAAAAUGAAGGCGUUAUAGAAUUCCGUUCCUACUCUGACAUGAGGCGAGCGUUAGAAAAGCUGGAUGGGAGUGAAAUCAAUGGGCGCAAGAUACAGUUAGUGGAAGACAGGGCUGGCUCCAGGAACAAAGGCUCCUCAUCUCGCAGUCGCUCCAGAUCCCGCUCAAGGAGGAGUAGAAGCAGCCACUCCAGAUCCAGAUCCCGCUCUCGAUCCCAUAGUAGAAGCCGACAACGGGAGAGGAGCAGAAGUCGCAGCAAAGAAAGGAGAAGCAGUAGGAGCCACAGCAGAAAAAGGAGAGAGAGUAGGAGCAUCAGUAAGCGAAGGAGACAGAGUAGGAGCGUCAGUAAGGGGAGGAGAGCGAGUCGGAGCGUCAGUAAGGGGAGGAGAGCGAGUCGGAGCGUCAGUAAGGGGAGGAGAGCGAGUCGGAGCGUCAGUAAGGGGAGGAGAGCGAGUCGGAGCGUCAGCAAGGGGAGGCGAGCGAGUCGGAGCGUCAGCAAGGGGAGGCGAGCGAGUCGGAGCGCCAGCAAGGGGAGGCGAGCGAGUCGGAGCGCCAGCAAGGGGAGGCGAGCGAGUCGGAGCGCCAGCAAGGGGAGGCGAGCGAGUCGGAGCGCCAGCAAGGGGAGGCGAGCGAGUCGGAGCGCCAGCAAGGGGAGGCGAGCGAGUCGGAGCGCCAGCAAGGGGAGGCGAGCGAGUCGGAGCGCCAGCAAGGGGAGGCGAGCGAGUCGGAGCGCCAGCAAGGGGAGGCGAGCGAGUCGGAGCGCCAGCAAGGAGAGGCGAGCGAGUCGGAGCGCCAGCAAGGGGAGGCGAACGAGUCGGAGCGCCAGCAAGGGCAGGCAAGAGAGUAGAAGCGUCAGCAAGGGCAGGCGGGAGAGUAGAAGCGUCAGCAAGGGGAGGCGAGAGAGUAGAAGCGUCAGCAAGGGGAGACGAGAGAGUAGAAGCGUCAGUAAGGGGAGGAGAGAAACAAGAAGUGUUAGCAAAGAGAGGAGGGGUAGCAGCGAUCACAGCAAGGGAAGAGCAAGUAGAAGCCAGAGCAAAGAUAGAGCAAAUGGAAGGGAUAAGAGUGCAGAUAGUGAAAGGAGUAAGAGCCGCAGUAGAAGCAGAGGAAGGAGGGAAACAGACAGCCAGAGCAAGGAAAGGAAAGAAAGGGUAAGCAGGAGCACUGAGCGAAGCAGAAGUCGUAGUAAAGAGAGGAGGCUAAGCAGAAGCAAUAGCAGGGAUAAAAAGGGAAGAAAUGAAAGCACGGAGAGACAAGAGCUGAAUAGCAGAAAGCGAGAUAGGAGCCAUAGCAGAGAGAGAAGAAACAGGAGCAAGGAUAGGGACCACAUCAGAAGCAAAGAUAAGCACUCUAGAAAUCGCAGUAGGGACCGGAAAAGGAGCCGCAGUAGGGAUAGAUCUAGAGAGAGGCAGUCAAAACGCAGCAGGGAUAGAAGCCGUAGUAAGGAGAGAAGCCGUAGGAGUGAACGAAGUAGACGAUCCAGCCGUAGCAAAGAGAGAAGCAGAAAGCGAAGUCGGGAACGAAGGAGUAGCAGUGCUGAGCGCUCAAAAAAAGUUAAGCGAGAAGACACAGUGGCUUUCACUACAGAAUCUGACCAGGAGGCAGAAAAUGAGGAAGGAAGCAAGGCUGAAGUUGUACAACAUGCUGAAACAAUUGGGGUCACUCAAAAUGAGGAGGAGACUCCCAAACCUAUUUCCAGAUCAGCAUCUCCUAUGGAGGCUAGUGUUGAAGCUGAAGCCAAUGCAAUCACUGAGGCAUGUGAUGAAGUUAGUGCAGAGACCUGUACUGAGGAAAGCGCAGAGGCUGGUGUGUGACAAGCAUUUCCUGCUUACAAAUAAAGCUACUUUUAGCUUUUUCCAUGCAGAAUAUUUUAUUUUUAUUUUCAAAUUUAUUUUUUUUUUUCUAACUAGGUCUGUCUGUCUGGACAUUUAGAGCAAAAGAAAUCUCUUCAUGCAUAUUUGCUACAAAUUUUGCAUGGGCUUAAUUCAUGUGAUUUAUAGCUAAACCCAAGCUGGUUUUCCCUCUACAGCACUUGCAAGUUGAAUUUGGUGACAUACUAGGGUGCGACAAUCUUUUUAAGUGUACAAUAUAUAGUAACCUUGUAUGACUCAGUUUGCAUUCUGCUGUUAUUGGGCCCUGUCUGGCCUCUCAUUCAGUCGGUUCUUAAGGAGUUUUAGAAAUGCCUGGAAAAAUAUCCUGAAAAGCGGGGGUCUUGGGAAGGUUUUUCUUUUUUUAUAUUCCUUUUUUUUUCUUUUUAAUUUUGGUACUCUCGCAAUUGUAUUGACUUCAGAAAAAUGAAUCUUGUUCCUAAAUUUAAAUAAAGACAUUGCUUUGGAAAUUA
Molecule: messenger RNA, 3684 nt
Organism: Xenopus tropicalis (tropical clawed frog)
Lineage: Eukaryota; Metazoa; Chordata; Amphibia; Anura; Pipidae
Gene: srsf4
Product: serine/arginine-rich splicing factor 4
Exons: 5
Coding region: 1238-3157 (639 amino acids)
Cellular component (GO): nucleus
Molecular function (GO): nucleic acid binding; RNA binding
Source: RefSeq, a predicted model, not a curated record